AUGGGCUACUUCGCUAUCAACGCCAUACAGGCCAUCUCAUCCCGCGUCGUGAACGCUGUAACGCCCAAUCCGACAGUUUUCCUGAUCUACGCCAUUCUCACGACGACAUUGGCCCUAUUUCUCUGGACGAAAACAAGGAGACGGACAAACGGCCUACCUUUGCCGCCUCAACCGCCCUCGAAGCCUAUUCUGGGCCACUUGACGGAUUUAAUCAGGGAGAAUCAAGCGCGGCGAUGGCAUUUGAAGUUGGAAGGUUGGGCAAGAGAGUAUGGUGCUAUAUUCGGAGUAAGGACUGGAUACAUUGUUGAUUACUACGUCAACUCUGAUGUUUUGGUCAAGGAGCUUUUUGAUAAAAAGUCUGCGGUGACGGCGGAUCGACCCGUGUGGAUCAUGUCGAAUGAAAUUUUGAACAAUGGGUUUAACACUUUGUUCUUGGACGCGAGUGAUCCAACAUGGAAGAAUCAGAGGAAGGUCAUUCAGCAGCUUCUCACAAGUCCACAGCAAGCGGGGAAGAUUGUGCCGUUUCUAGAAUACGAGACAAUGCGGUUCCUUCGCGAUAAUGUCCUUGACCCAUCAGGCGGACUUUCGGGGCUUCAGCUCUUGAGAGGUAUUGAGCGGUAUACGUAUAGCGCAUUCGCGAUGGUUAUUAUGGGCAUGGAUGUGCCUGACGCAGAUGACUCGGUCAUCGACUUUCUUCAAGAAUCGGAAUACCAGAUCAUCAAUACCUUCCCUGGCACCAACAUUAUCGAUCUCGCCCCUUCUUUGGGGAAGUUGCCCCUCUUCCUCAAGCCCUGGGAGAGACAUGGACGCGCAAGAUACAGACGCGACCUCUCAUGGGGGAUGAAACGAGUCAAGAUUGUCGAGGAGGCAAUAGCAAGAGGAGAUUCCUCCUUCGAAGGGACUUUCUUGGGUUCUGCUUUGGCCGAUGAGAAUCUCAAGGGUAUGUCUUGUAAGGAGGAGCUUGCGAUUUUGAGCUCUGCUUUGAUUGUUGCUUCUGCGGAUACUAGCCGAAUGACGACAUGGUCGUUCGUCGAGGCCAUGUUCCAGUUUCCCGAAGCUCAAGCCCGAGCACAAGCUGAAAUUGAUAAGGCCGUUGGUGAUAGACCACCAACAUACGAAGACUACGCGCGAAUUCCAUACAUCCGCAUGCUCCUCAAGGAAGUAUGGCGGUGGAGGCCGCCGGUGGCGCUGGGACAUCCUCACAUCACCUCGCGCGAGGUGGAGGUUGGGGGGUACAGGCUUCCCAAGGGGGCACGAAUUAACCUUAACGCAUAUGCGAUUAGUCGAGAUCCCGCGAGACACGAAGAUCCUGAUCGGUUUUGGCCAGAGAGGUUUGAGAAUGACGGGACCACUACGAUGGAAAGCAUCAACGCGCAGGACCCGACAAAGAGAGACCACUUUGCCUUCGGCGCCGGUCGUCGCGUUUGUCCCGGAUACACCGUCGCAGAACGUUCCGCCGUCGUAACAAUGAUGCGUAUCCUCUGGGCAUUCAAAAUCUUGCCUGCCGAGGGAGCAAAGACGCCGUUAGAAUUUGCUGAUUACGCUGAUUCAUUGCCUGGGAACCCGGGAAAGAAUAUGCCUGUGAGAUUCCAAUGCCGGAGUGAGGAGAGGAAGCGUGUGAUUCUCAAGGCUUUCGAGGAGAUGGAGAGUGGAAGGGGCAAGAAGGAGGCAUUAAACUUGGGCGAUUCAUCGGUUCCUGAUAUUUCUGCUUUUCUUUGA
This is a messenger RNA of Colletotrichum lupini, 1719 nucleotides long. RefSeq lists its product as uncharacterized. Gene Ontology annotation, molecular function: oxidoreductase activity, acting on paired donors, with incorporation or reduction of molecular oxygen; iron ion binding; monooxygenase activity. The transcript has 14 exons. The coding region runs from base 1 to 1719 and encodes 572 amino acids. The record is from RefSeq and is a predicted model, not a curated record. Lineage: Eukaryota; Fungi; Ascomycota; Sordariomycetes; Glomerellales; Glomerellaceae.